This is a messenger RNA of Balaenoptera musculus (blue whale), 3757 nucleotides long. RefSeq names its product KIAA0408 ortholog. The transcript has 6 exons. Bases 1225 to 3306 code for a protein of 693 amino acids. NCBI's taxonomy places the organism in Eukaryota, Metazoa, Chordata, Mammalia, Artiodactyla, Balaenopteridae. The record is from RefSeq and is a predicted model, not a curated record.
UUUUUUGGCUUUUGAGAUUUUGAUGCCAGGCUUUCAAAACACAGAGUACGAUUUCAUUCAAUUGUCCUACAUGUACUAAAGUCCUACUAUGAGUAGGUUAUUCUUAGUAAACUUUUUAACUCCCCAUGAAAUAUUUAUCUGGAAUCUGGAAGCAGGCAAAAAUAAUGUGAGAGGGAUUAUGUAAUGCUUUAAUGACCACACAGACUUUAGACUUGAGGAUAAGCCCUUAUUAUUUAAACUUUUAUGUAGCUUAUUUGCUGAAUUAGGCUGCAGCACACCUUCAUUGAAAACAAGUACAUGGGUAUCUCAUUGGUUUUUUCCUUACCACAAUAAGUAUCAUCUUUUCCCAUGGGCUCUGAUUUCCUCUAGCAGAAAGACAUCACCAUCACUAUAGAUAUAAGCAGCAAGCUGCGAUAGGAUCACAAAGAACUAGAAGGCUGGUCUUCAUAUAUGCCAUUUCUACUUUAUUUCAAGACAGAAGUUUGAUACCUUUUCACAAAUCUUUUGAGAUUAUAUACAUAAAAUUUCUGCACAUAUUGUUCUGCCACAUCCAGACACCAACUUCCAAAGGCACCGAAAAGUACAUUUUGAAAAGGGGAGAGAGGUAGGCAAAGAGAUGAUUCUUGGCUGUAAAAAAGGAGUUAACUUUUCCAAAUAAAUGGAAUGUAAAAUUGGCCAUUGUCAUUGUGUGAUAUUAACACCAGCUCUUUUGGCAAGUUUGGAAAUACUGGGCUCCCUUAUAAAAGUUAAAAAUGUCCUGGACCUGGAGUUGUUUACCCGGAGUGGGAGCUGCUCUAAAGUUACAGAGCUCUGGUUGGAAGAGAUAGCUUGAAGGCCGCCUCCGAGAAACUGACGUCACACUAGCCUCAGCUGCUGCUGUGACAUGAGCGGAGCAGCUUUUUGAUUUGUGAAAUGGUGGAGGUUUCAAAGGGACUUGUCAGUAUCUCUCUGUUGAAUGGUUGGACUUAUUUUGCAUUCCCAUUUUGUGCAAAGAAGCAAGAUUCACUGUGCUGAGACUUUUCUCUUUAAAACAACCGGCUGUCCUCCCAUUGCUAGAUUGACCAGUGGUCGGACAUCCAUAGGAUUUCUCCCCAGAGCAAAAAGGCUUUAUUUUAAAGGCAAGUGAGACUGCUUCAAAUAAAACAACUCCAAGCUUCCAAGAAACAGUUAAGAGAAGGCAGAGACGGGCAGAAACACCCCUUCACGAACACUCAUACGGUUGCCAUGGACCUACAUAAGCAGUGGGAGAACACAGAGACUAACUGGCGCAAGGAAAAGAUGGAAUUACUGGACCAGUUUGACAAUGAAAGAAAGGAAUGGGAAAGUCAAUGGAAGAUCAUGCAGAAGAAGAUAGAAGAGCUCUGCCAUGAAGUAAAGCUUCGGAGGAAAAUCAACAUGAGUGAACGUGCGAUCAUUGAUCCUGAUCGUGAAAAGGCCAUUCAAGACGAAAUGAUGGAAUCUUCUCCAAAUUGUCCCAUUUCAAGACAAUGUGAAUUUACAGGGAUGAAUCACAGGGAUGGUCUGGGAAAAAAAGGUAAAACAGAGCAGAGCUUACUCAGUGAAAGAAAUCAAAUGCGUAAGGAACAAAAAACAAUCAAAAAAUCAAAAGUAGGGUUAAUGGAUUCUAUGGCCACAGACAACCAAAAGGAAUGUGAGACCCCGCCUGACCUGAGGACUUCUGAGGAAGAGAACAAGAGCUGCUCUGGCGCCCUCAACACAGCUCUUGAAGAACUUGCCAAAGUUAGUGAAGAAUUAUGCAGCUUUCAAGAGGAAAUUCGAAAGCGUUCUAACCACAGAAGGAUGAAGUCAGAUUCUUUUCUCCAGGAAACACCAGUUGUAAUUAAUAUGCCUUAUGGAGAUCACAUGAUCAACAACAACCAGUGCAUUACUUCAGCCAAUUUAGAAAAAGAGAAAAAGAAAAAUAGAAAGAAUCUGAGCUGUACUGAUGUUUUCCAAAACAAUUCUAAGAAAAAAGGUGGAAUUGAUACAACUGAUCUGCAAAGAAGUGAAACCCCACCAGUUCCUCCUCCAAGAAGUACAUCUCGAAAUUUUCCCAGCUCAUGUUCUGCACAAGCCCAUGAAAGUUUGAAGGAAAGUUCAGACCACAACGGCUGGGUGGCCCAAGAAGGUCAAGGCGAAAAGAACUGCAACCCUCAUUUCCUCUGGAGGCAAGACGAGAUGCCUAUACUGUGUCUAAAUGAAGGGAAGACUUUGAAAGAUGGUAUCACAUUUUCUUCUUUGGCACCAGAAACCAAAAUAGAUAAAAAGCCUUCAUGUAAUGAAAAUGUUGGACUUACCAUGUGGUCAUGUGACACUGGGAUUGGUGCAAAAAAUAGCCCCUCUACACCAUGGUUUCAGAAAACCUGUUCUAUUCUCAAUAAGCCAAAAUAUGAAAAGGUGAUUCCAGAUCACCCUGCUAAAUCUCAUCCUGAUCUUCACACAAGCAAUGUCUGUAGCUCCUUGCUGACACAGAGCAGUGGCCCACUGAGAAGUUUCAGUUGUGGCUUUGAAAGGACUACUAAGAAUGAAAAGCUGGCAGCAAAGACUGAUGAAUUUAACAGAAUCGUAUUUAGAACAAAUAGAAAUUGUCAUGCAGUACAGCAAAGUCAAAGCUACUCAGAACCAUCUGAAGAUCUUCAGCCCUGUGAUACUUUAAUUUCUUGCACAGGUAACAUCUCAGAAAGUGACAGUGUUUCUGACAUUCUGAAAACCAGUGCCCCCAUGCCUGUUCCCAGGGAAAAUGUGCAUGAUAAUUCCACCAAAAAACCCACAACAGGCCUAUUCAGACAAAUGCAGGAACACAUAAGCCCUAGCAGUUACCGGAAUAUGCUCCACGAGCAUGACUGGAGACCAAGUAAUUUGUCUGGCCGACCAAGGUCAGCUGAUCCCAGGUCAAAUUAUGGUGUGGUGGAAAAGCUGCUGAAAACCUAUGAGACAACAGCGGGGUCCACAUUGCAAAAUUCUAAAUGCUUCCAGGCUAAUUGGACCAAGUGUAAUUCUGAUGUCAGUGGUGGAGCCACAUUAAGUCAGCAUUUUAAAAAGUUCCAAAUAGAACAGGAGCUUCAGCAAAAGCCAGCUAUGUGUGGAGCGCAGCAAGUGAAGCAAGGAGCAGAUCGGAAAGAGGUAACUGAGGAAUCCAUGGCAGUGAAAUCCUCACAUGGAAAAGGAUUUUCCCGACCUGCUAGACCAGCAAAUCGCCGUCUCCCGUCCAGGUGGGCAUCCAGAUCUCCAUCGGCACCCCCUGCCUUGCGGAGAACUGUCCACAACUUUCCCAUUUCUCUGCGAUCAGAAGCAUCGAUGGUCUGAGUCUCUGGCCUGGAUUGCUAGAUUACAAAAAUCCCAAUUGCCAAACAGAGUAUUCUGAGUGUUUACAACCAAUUCUGUCUCUUCUGUGUCUUUCAAGAUUACUGGGACAAUUGAAAUCUUAACUUCCCAUCAGUCUUCAGUGUUUUUAAUCUGUGGAACAAUUAUCUUCCUGUAUUUUGAUUUUUUAGAUCAGAAUUUUUUAAUGCCAUCCUCAUUAAUUUGCCAAUAUGAUUUAAGUUGAAACAAUGUACUAUAUUGUAUAUUCCAACUUUCUUGCAAGUGGCAGAAAGCAAGGUUAUUUGCAUGGCCGUGUGUUUUGUAGGUGCAUGUGUUGAUAUAGGAAGUAUCAGUAUGUAUUUAGAUAAGAAAAACUUACGUGCUAGUGUUGACUUUGAAAUUAUAACAUGUAUACCUAUAUAUUCUUUGUGUUUAUUUAAAAUUUUUAAAAAUA